Molecule: messenger RNA, 446 nt
Organism: Fusarium graminearum PH-1
Lineage: Eukaryota; Fungi; Ascomycota; Sordariomycetes; Hypocreales; Nectriaceae
Exons: 3
Coding region: 49-375 (108 amino acids)
Source: RefSeq, a predicted model, not a curated record
AUCAACACUUCUCUCUACCAACACAAACCUACAUCCUCAACAUUCAAAAUGGGUAACUUCCACGAGAGCUCCAACAACAUCUGGCUCGAGGACGGCCACAUCCUCCACGCCGAGUGCGGCAACGGCGAGGGCGACUAUGUCGAGUCAACUCUUGACCUUGACUACUAUAUCGGUAACGACGAUGGCUCUUUCUCAUGGGGAGGCGAGAACUUCUCUGGCUCUGCUUCCAACAUCACCCUCGACAUCGAAGGCGAUGAUAACAUUCCCGUUCUCCGCGCCGAGUUGAACCCCAUGGAUGGUGAUCCCGUCGAGGCCAAUGUCAACCUUUCCGAGCGCAUCGGCAACGACUGUGGCACUCUUAUCUUCCUCGCUUAAACUGGAUAGAGAACAGCACAUGUGAUGAGAAGAGAGGUAGCAUCAAACAAUAAACAAAGUUAAACAUUUCA